AAACGUCGAAUGGGAUCGUAGAAAAGCGCCUGUGAGGGAGCUCCUCUCUGGCUAAUCAAAAUCAGCGCUCCGUCAAUCGUGCAGUCGCUCAGAGAAAUCCGUGGGCUAUAUUUCGCGUAUCGCAAUUCUAUUGAUGACCCAGGGACGAGCGAUAGGAAAUCUGUGACUGACAUAGGUAUUCUCUCUUUUCAGACGUCCCUAUUAUGUAAUUUAGGACCCGGAGUUAUGUAAGGUUGGCCGAAAAACGCGUGUUAAUUGUUGGUGCUGUGCAGUGUGUCGAAAUAUGUUUAUUUGAGCGAAAGAGUGUUGUGUUAUUUGCAAAAUGGCGGACUUAGAGGCAGUGCUGGCCGAUGUCAGCUACCUUAUGGCAAUGGAGAAGAGCAAAUGCACUCCAGCUGCAAGGGCCAGCAAAAAAAUCGUGCUACCUGAUCCUAGCGUGAGGAGUGUUAUGCACAAAUAUUUGGAGAAGAAGAAUGAAGUCAAUUUUGAUAAAAUUUUUCACCAGACUCUAGGUUACUUAUUGUUCAAAGAUUUCUGUGAAAAUGUGUCUGAAGUUCCUGUGCCUCAAUUACGUUUCUACGAAGAGAUUAAAACUUACGAGAAAUUGGAAUGUCAGGAGGAACGGAUGAAACAUGCAAGAGAUAUCUAUGACAACUUUAUUAUGAAGGAGCUCUUGGCGAGAACCCACGACUACUCCACAGACUGUUUGCAGCAUGUUCAAAGGCAUUUAAUCAAAAAUGAUGUACCCCCAACGCUAUUUGAGCCUUACAUAGAAGAAAUAUAUAACUAUUUGAGGGACGAACCCUUCAAGCAAUUCUUAGAAAGUGAUAAAUAUACUAGGUUUUGCCAAUGGAAAAAUUUAGAACUCAACAUACAGCUGACGAUGAACGACUUCAGCGUCCACAGGAUAAUAGGAAGGGGAGGUUUUGGCGAAGUAUACGGAUGUCGAAAAGCAGACACAGGCAAGAUGUACGCCAUGAAGUGUUUGGAUAAGAAGCGGAUCAAGAUGAAGCAAGGCGAAACGCUGGCCUUGAACGAGAGGAUCAUGCUCUCCCUAGUUAGUACCGGUCAAGACUGUCCUUUUAUAGUUUGUAUGACGUACGCGUUUCACACUCCAGACAAGCUGUGCUUCAUACUGGACCUCAUGAACGGUGGCGAUCUCCACUAUCAUCUCAGUCAGCACGGGGUUUUCAAUGAGCCUGAGAUGAAAUUUUACGCUGCCGAGGUUAUUUUAGGUUUGGAACACAUGCACAGACGAUAUAUUGUAUAUAGAGAUUUAAAACCAGCAAAUAUUUUGUUAGACGAACACGGACAUGUUAGAAUAUCCGAUUUGGGUUUAGCCUGUGAUUUUUCGAAGAAAAAACCCCACGCCAGUGUAGGUACUCACGGUUAUAUGGCUCCUGAGGUAUUAUCCAAAGGGACCGCCUACGAUUCCAGCGCAGAUUGGUUCAGUUUCGGCUGUAUGCUUUAUAAAUUAUUGAAAGGACAUUCGCCAUUCCGUCAACAUAAAACCAAAGAUAAACACGAGAUUGAUAGGAUGACAUUGACCACGCUUCUCUCAAAUUUUCAGAACGUUGAACUGCCCGACGCGUUCAGCAAAGAACUGAAGUCUUUGUUGGAAGGUUUGCUUCAGAGGGACGUGGAUAAACGGUUAGGCUGCAAAGGAAAUGGGUCGGACGAGGUGAAGGAACAUGCAUUUUUCGCUGGCAUCGACUGGCAACAGGUUUACUUUCAAAAAUAUACUCCUCCUUUGAUACCACCCAGAGGGGAAGUAAAUGCUGCAGAUGCUUUCGAUAUUGGAUCAUUCGAUGAAGAAGAUACGAAAGGAAUUAAGUUAGGAGAUCAGGAUCAAGAAUUGUACAAAAAUUUCCCGUUAGUGAUAUCAGAAAGAUGGCAGAAUGAGGUCGCUGAGACGGUCUUCGAAACCAUCAACUUCGAGGCCGACAAGGCAGAACACAAGAAAAAAGCGAAACAGAAGAAAUUGUUUGACUUGGACGAGAAAGAGUCAGACUGCAUAUUGCACGGUUACAUUAAAAAAUUGGGAGGACCUUGGAAUUCGAGUUGGCAAAUGAGAUAUGCCAAAUUGUACCCCAAUAGGUUGGAGCUGCACCCUGAUUCUGCCAAACCAGAAAUGGUUUUCAUGGAUCAAGUGGACGAGGUCAGCUCAGAGCUGGUACAAGUGAAAAAUGAGCAAUGUAUUGUCAUAACACGGAUAAAGGAUAGCAAAAUAAUCCUCACAAAUCCUGAUGAAAUAGGCCUAAGGGAAUGGCUCACAUCACUCAAAUCUGCUCACAAGCUCUCGCAAGAACUCCUCGGCUCAAUGGCUAAAAAAGCGGGUAAAAUAUACGGUACCGAUUCAAACAAUCGCAAUGCUAUAAUAACUCGUAAUACCAAUGGUAACUAAAACUCCCAAACUGAUAUAGUUCGAGUACAGAUCAGUGGUAUGAAAUACCUCCGAACGGAUUGUGAUCCUGUUACAGGCCCAAAAAUUGUAAUAGACUACCAAGAGGUUUCCAAUUCUUUGAUGCAAUAUUGUAGGACCCAUUAUUGACGUUGUUAUAUGCUCCCUAUUUUUUAAGAAUACAAUUCGGUUUUGUAUGUUAUCGUGUAGUAAAGAAAAUGAAACGUAUUACUCAUGACAACCAAUGUAUUUCUAGAUCAUCGUAGUAUUGAAUUGUUAUUUAUAAUUUUUAUUUAUAAUGUUGCAAUUUUUGUAGCUUAAUGCAUUUAAUGUUGUAAAGAUGAAAUUUACUUAUUAUAACUAUUUAUUUUAUUGUACAUUCUCUAAUAACUGUUCUAUAAAUGUUUCAUUAUA
Coccinella septempunctata (seven-spotted ladybird) is the source of this 2815-nucleotide messenger RNA. It is a transcript of the gene Gprk1, whose product is annotated as G protein-coupled receptor kinase 1. Gene Ontology annotation, molecular function: G protein-coupled receptor binding; G protein-coupled receptor kinase activity; ATP binding. The transcript is spliced from 15 exons. The record is from RefSeq and is a predicted model, not a curated record. Lineage: Eukaryota; Metazoa; Arthropoda; Insecta; Coleoptera; Coccinellidae. The coding region runs from base 323 to 2404 and encodes 693 amino acids. Gene Ontology annotation, biological process: G protein-coupled receptor signaling pathway; protein phosphorylation; regulation of signal transduction.